Messenger RNA from Mesoplodon densirostris (Blainville's beaked whale), 351 nucleotides. RefSeq names its product eukaryotic translation initiation factor 1-like. The record is from RefSeq and is a predicted model, not a curated record. NCBI's taxonomy places the organism in Eukaryota, Metazoa, Chordata, Mammalia, Artiodactyla, Ziphiidae. The transcript has a single exon. Gene Ontology annotation, cellular component: eukaryotic 43S preinitiation complex. The coding region runs from base 1 to 351 and encodes 116 amino acids. Gene Ontology annotation, molecular function: translation initiation factor activity; RNA binding; ribosomal small subunit binding. Gene Ontology annotation, biological process: translational initiation.
AUGUCCACUAUCCAGAAGCUCCACACUACCUACCCCUUUGCUGAUACAAGUAAGGGUAAUGAUCUGCUGGCUGCUAGCACUGAGGAUUAUAUCCAUAUAAAAAUUCAACAGAAAAACGGCAGGAAGACCCUUACUACUGUCCAAGGGAUCACUGAUGAUUACGAUAAAAAGAAACUAGCGAAGGCAUUUAAGAAGAAAUUUGCCUGCAAUGGUACUGUAAUUGAGCAUUCAGAGUAUGGAGAAGUAAUUCAGCUACAGGGUGACCAGCGCAACAACAUCAAAAACAUAUGCCAGUUCCUCGUAGAGACUAGACUGGGUAACGACGAUCAUAUGAAGGUUCAUGGGUUUUAA